AUGAGUUUCCCGCCAUCAGCUUUCAACGAGAGCACUACGGCGAUGACGUAUCUGCCAAGCUCAACUAUUAUGGGACCAUUCGGAAAGCACAUAAAAUCUGUCUAUGCUGGGGGAAGAUUUCCGCCCGUAAGGCCUACAGUAUCUCUGGAUCCGAGACCCAUUGUGAUCCCAAUACUGUCCUGUGUGAUCUGCUUUCCGGUCUUGGCUUUCGCCCUCAUAUGUGCGCUGAGAUAUAGAGCACAAAGGUUGAGAAGAAAAGAGCACCUCAAGAGAGUACAGUCUGGUUGUCGCUCAGUGACGCUGGAAAUUCCGGCCAGAGAGAAAUCAUCGUUUUAUUCCAAAGAUUCUUCCUCAGAUCCAAGUUUGAAAGGACUUGGCGAAGUUUCACAGGCGAUGCCUGAGAGCCCACCCCCGCCCCUCUUGGGACCCGUGCCCCACCCAUCCACUGGACGUCGACGUAGUAGCAGCCAGCACGUCAAGUUCGUGACCACAACGGCCGUGUUGCACCACGGACGUGCAGUGACUGGCUUGAGUCACGGUCGCUUCAAGCGCGCGAAGGGUGCGCGGAAGAUCUUCUGGGACGAACAUUCCUCUCACGCAGGUGCUGAGUGCGCACAGGAAUUGGAACGAGAGUUGAGCUUGACACUGGACAACAGCUAGCAGAUGGACCGGCUAGGUGUACCCCUAGCCAAAAAACGAAAAUCAAUCGACAAGAGAGUUUGAAUUCGGAAGUGGAUGGAGUCUUUUUUACCCUUUUCUGAACU
Molecule: messenger RNA, 764 nt
Organism: Uloborus diversus
Lineage: Eukaryota; Metazoa; Arthropoda; Arachnida; Araneae; Uloboridae
Exons: 3
Coding region: 1-660 (219 amino acids)
Source: RefSeq, a predicted model, not a curated record